Molecule: messenger RNA, 1203 nt
Organism: Sphenostylis stenocarpa
Lineage: Eukaryota; Viridiplantae; Streptophyta; Magnoliopsida; Fabales; Fabaceae
Source: the annotation of a GenBank genome assembly
AUGGCUCCUAAGAUGAACAACUCCACGACGAGUUCACGGUUAGUGACAGAGAUGGUGAAGGGUUCACAUGAGUUCAAGAUAAAGGGAUAUUCUUUGGUGAAGGGAAUUGGAGUAGGAAAAUUCAUUGAAAGUGAAACGUUCAAUGUCGGAGGAUAUGGGUGGGCUAUACACUUCUACCCCGACGGCAAGGAGCCCCAAGUCAAUGCUGUUUACAUCUCCGUUUUCGUUGCACUUGUUUCCAAUGAUAAAGAUGUCCCCGCGAAGUUCGAAAUCGCCAUGCAUGACCAAAGAGGGAUAGCGAAGGACUUUGUCCUUGGUCACUUUGAUGGCUCCCUUAUGAAAACCCUUCACACUAUAUCAGUGGGCGAACUGUGGGGCUUUACGCGUUUUUACAAACGCUUUCAUCUUGAACACUCGAUGUACCUCAACGAUGACUGCCUACAAUUAAAUUGCACUGUUGGGGUUUUCCCGACGACCAUAGAUCGUUCCAUGGCAAUACAGGUUCCUGAGUCUACCAUUGGGGCACAUUUCGGGAUGCUGUUUGAAGAUGACGAAUCAUCUGAUGUUACUUUCUGCGUUGAAGGAGACAAGUUUCGUGCACAUAAGAUUGUGCUGGCGGCUCGAUCAACUGUGUUUAAAACUCAGUUUUUCAGUGGAAUGGACAAGUUUGAUGGAGAGAUACUUGUUACUGACAUGAAGCCUAAGGUUUUCAAGGCUUUGCUUCACUUUAUUUAUAACGACACUCUUGAACAAGCUGAAGAGUUCUAUUUGUCACAGUCAUCAUUCAUGUCUUCUUUAUCAGAAUUGUUUAUAGUGAAGUUGCUAGCUGCUGCACACCAGUAUGAUUUGCCAAGGCUAAAGCUGAUUUGCGAAUCUGUACUUUGCAAGCACAUAUCUAUAGAUUCUGUGGCUCACAUUAUGGCUCUUUCCGAACGAUAUGUUGCUUCCGAAUUGAAGUCCAUUUGUCUGCAAUUUGCUACAGAAAACCUUGAUGCUGUGAUGAAAUCUGAUGGUUUCAAGCACCUUAAGGAAACGUGUCCAGUUCUUCAAUUUGAACUGCUAAAGAGUGUAGCAGCAAUAGUUGAGCGUGCCAAACCUUCUGGUAGUGUUGACACUGAUGAAACACCUAUGCCAAAUGAAAUAGAUGCUGAAACCUCAAGUUAUAAUCCGUCCAGUGACGAGGAAGACGAUAUCCCAGAUUAG